AUCCAUGUAAUAAUUUUUCUAAGACCACCUCAGCCUUCGCUAACCCCGUCACCCGUGCACGAAAUAUGAUGCACCACUGCUCCCCCUGGGACAAGCCAUUCAAAACAAAAACUAAUCCUUAUCCGUACCCUCAAAUAACCUUAACUAAUAAUUAAUUAAUCGUCAUUUGUUCCAUGGUUUGAAAGAGUCAGUUCUUUAGGCUUAAUAAAAAUCAGAAAAAACAACUAAGAAGGUGAGGGAAACCCCACAGCUCCUUCCUCCCUCUCCUCCCUGUCCUUCUCCUUUGUGGGGUUGGGACUCUCAUGACUCAUCAGAGUCCACCCAAUUUGUUCUCUUGUCCACAAUAAAAAUAAAGACGUGUGGGCCCAUGCAUCAUUCUCCCAUGACCUUUUCCUCAUCCUCCCUUAUAUGAACACUUGGAGCCUCUGCCGAAGGGAAUCACAAGGGAAAGACCGAGCUGAGCUAACUUUGUGUAUAAUGGAGGGAAGCGGAUCAGAGCUGGACCUCCCCGGAUUCCGGUUCCACCCCACCGAAGAGGAGCUCCUCGACUUCUAUCUCCGGCGUGUGGUCUUCGGCAAGAAGCUCAACUUCGACAUCAUCGGCACCCUCAAUCUCUACCGCCACGAUCCCUGGGAACUCCCAGGGUUGGCGAAGAUAGGGGAGAGGGAGUGGUAUUUUUUCGUGCCGAGGGACAGGAAGAGUGGGAACGGGGGGAGGCCGAAUCGGACGACGGAGAGGGGGUUCUGGAAGGCGACCGGGUCGGACCGGCAGAUCCGGAGCGCGGCGGACCCCAAGCGCCUCAUCGGCCUCAAGAAGACGCUCGUCUUCUACCAGGGCCGGGCCCCACGCGGCACCAAGACCGACUGGGUCAUGAACGAGUAUCGCCUCCCCGACGCCCCCCAUCCCAUCCCCAACUCCAUCCCUCCUCCCAAG
Elaeis guineensis (African oil palm) is the source of this 933-nucleotide messenger RNA. NCBI's taxonomy places the organism in Eukaryota, Viridiplantae, Streptophyta, Magnoliopsida, Arecales, Arecaceae. The record is from RefSeq and is a predicted model, not a curated record.